Hirsutella rhossiliensis is the source of this 963-nucleotide messenger RNA. Its product is annotated as polyprotein. The record is from RefSeq and is a predicted model, not a curated record. Bases 1 to 963 code for a protein of 320 amino acids. The transcript is spliced from 6 exons. Lineage: Eukaryota; Fungi; Ascomycota; Sordariomycetes; Hypocreales; Ophiocordycipitaceae.
AUGAUCACGCUGUUCAAUUGCGCCGCGAAGGCCACAUCACCACACCAGGUGCCCCUUGAACAGUCCGAUACCCAAGAGAUUAACAACCUAAUCGCACAGGGUGUGUUUGAGUUCAUUCGUUUCGACCCCGUGGCCCACAAAGGCCAAAGACUCUUUAAAGCACGCAUGGUCCGCGAAGUUAAAGGACUCGGACCAACCACAAGGCCCUACGAGAAAUCCCGUCUCUCCAAAACCCCCCUGAAUCACACCAUCAUCCACGUCAUCCUUCCCCUGUAUGGCAUAGCAGAGUCAGGUCUCCAUUGGUUCGUGACAUAUUAUAGGCAUCAUCCCGCCGGCUUCGGCAUGGUCGCUAUGCAGACGGAUGACACCUCCUCCUCGCCUCCCCUGACCCAAAAAGACGACCUUAUCAUCCAGCAGAAGGGCCAAGGCCAGAACGCGCGCGCGGCAUAUAUCGCAUCAAUCUGCCAGCCCGAGGCCACGUUCGACUACUCAGUCGCAGCACAAGUGCAGCAGCCGGAAGCCCCGGACUACAAGACCCUGAACAAGCGGAUACAAUGGCAGACCGACAACCUGCAACGAGGACUCCGCUAUGUUCCCUUGGCCUUUUCGACUGCGAAGCUAAUGGUAUUCACGGACGGUUCGUUCGCGAACAACAAAGACCUAAGCUCACAACUGGGCUUUGUUAUUGUGCUCGCCAACGAGGAACAGAGCCCUGCUGAUUUCACGAUCAGAGGCAAUGUCCUGCACUGGUCAUCUACGAAGAGCAAGCGAGUGACCCGGAGCGUGCUAGCCUCGGAGAUCUACGGCAUGGUCCAAGGUUUCGAUAUGGCCAUUGUCAUCGCGACCACCCUGCAGGCUAUUGUCAAGCAGCUGGACCUACCCCCGACUCCCCUCAUUGUCUGCACCGACUCAUACUCGCUACCAUGCCCCACCCCCCUUUCGGUAACACCCACCUUUCGGUAG